Messenger RNA from Penicillium vulpinum, 1224 nucleotides. RefSeq lists its product as uncharacterized. NCBI's taxonomy places the organism in Eukaryota, Fungi, Ascomycota, Eurotiomycetes, Eurotiales, Aspergillaceae. The transcript has 2 exons. The coding region runs from base 1 to 1224 and encodes 407 amino acids. The record is from RefSeq and is a predicted model, not a curated record.
AUGGGGCAGUUUUCACCCUUCAUCAGAUAUUCUGCCGCGGACAGACCAUCUGGAUCUCCCCGCCUCACUCUUACUCUCCAAGCAAAAUCGGACCUAGAUAUCGAGGUUGAGGCGCGGUGUUUUAUCACCAUCAUAAUCACGCGAGAUGCAGAUGAUCCUCAAGGACAACCAUGCAUCAUCCACUGGGACCCCAUCGAGGAUGGAUUUGGCCAGUCGGGCAUGAUGCUACUUCAGUACAAUUAUCCACACACGAACGAAUUGCAGCACCUUCAACCCGACCUGGAGCAGUUGCCAGCAAAAUCCCUCCACCCUCGAGAAGUGAAUACGUCGGACCCGUGUUUCAAAGAAUUGAACCCAGGCGCUAGUGUUUCCUGGGAGGUGGCCUUGCCAUCUGUUUACUUUGAUUUCUUCCAAGUAGGAAAGUUUUACAAUAUCUUUUGGCCAGGCAGCCAAAUUCCUUUGUGGGACUGGGGAACAUUAGCGGAGCAUAGUAACCGCAGUCUUGGCCCCAAGUCUCCUGCAGCGAUCCUGCCUAGCAAAAUAGGACGGUCACUGUCCAUUACCGCCGAGGAAAGCGAUAUAGAUGAUGUGGGCCCAUUACCACCUUCGCCCAAACCUCUGUUAGCACCUGCUAGGAUGAGUGGCGCCCCAAUCUUUAGCCUUAGCAUCGCCGGAUCUGCUACGUUAUCGAUGAAAGAUCGCACUCAAAGAGGUGAACUGCGUUAUCCUAUCACAGCCACACUCUCGUAUGACACAGCUCCGGACGCCUAUGACGGAAAACCGGUUACAUUUCAUGCGUUCAAAUUCGAAGGUUUUGAUCGCCGCGAGGACGGAUUCCGGCUCUAUUUUCGAAAAAAGGACAAGGAUGACUGGAGUCCACAUGAACUUGGGGGCCUGUUUACGCACCAUGAUUACAGAUUUUCUACUAAAACUCCGGUAAAUGUUGGCCGUAACGACCAAAAUAGUUUUGUGAGCCUGAUGCCUGGCGAGUCGUGGUCAUUUACGCGGGAGGUGAGUGACUUCCCGAAAAAUGCAGCCCCGGGUGAUAAGUUUCGGUACGGGUUCAAGGGAGCUUUCAUUGACUGGUGGGAUUGGGGAAAUCUUCAUGAUCAUCAAGAUACUAUGGUGCGGGUUAAUGGCAGGGUCGAUCCGCAAGAUAAUGGACGCCGGCCUACACUCGCGGUGCCGGCUAGUAACUGGGUCGAGUUUACACUAGUUGAAUGA